Alosa sapidissima (American shad) is the source of this 7599-nucleotide messenger RNA. RefSeq names its product WNK lysine deficient protein kinase 4a (gene wnk4a). Gene Ontology annotation, molecular function: protein serine/threonine kinase activity; ATP binding; chloride channel inhibitor activity. Bases 82 to 4959 code for a protein of 1625 amino acids. Gene Ontology annotation, biological process: renal sodium ion absorption; intracellular signal transduction; negative regulation of sodium ion transport. Gene Ontology annotation, cellular component: cytoplasm; cytosol. The record is from RefSeq and is a predicted model, not a curated record. NCBI's taxonomy places the organism in Eukaryota, Metazoa, Chordata, Actinopteri, Clupeiformes, Clupeidae. The transcript has 20 exons.
UUGUCGCUGACUUCAGACUAAUCAACCAUUCCCAAACUCAUCUGCAACUGUAACGACAGGAGAAACAGACCAUUAUUAACCAUGUCACACGCAAAAGUGGAAUUCGCUUCCCGCGGCUUCCCAACAUUACCUGUUGAUUUGGACGAAGACUUCGCGGCACGGGUACCCAUGUUGCGCACACACUCUCUCAGCACCAGAAGGAACUCGUACGUGCUUCACAAAAUUAGCGUAGACAUCGAACCCCAAAUAUACACUGGGGCACUUUCCAAAGCCUUGUCCUGGUCGGCCGAAAACAUACUUGCGCAGAGAAGCACACAAGAGAAGAAGGACGAUACUCCGCCGUCUACAUCCACCGUCUCCAGGCCAGACGGUACCGUGGCCCCCUCGUCUCCCCCGGAGAACUGGGAGAUCGCGGAGGAGCCCAGUCCGGUCGCGCAGGCACCGAGCUCGGACUCAGAUAAUGAAGCGGUGAAAAGCCCGCCAGUGCCCCGUCGGGCGCAGGAGAGCAAGUGGGAACUCGACGAGAAGGAGGACGUGGAGACCAAAGCGGUGGCCACCUCACCAGAUGGACGCUACCUGAAAUUCAACAUCGAGAUCGGCAGGGGUUCAUUCAAGACAGUGUACAAGGGACUGGACACAGAAACUACAGUGGAAGUGGCCUGGUGUGAGCUACAGACGCGUAAGCUGACCAAGGCGGAGCGUCAGCGCUUCAGUGAGGAGGUGGAUAUGCUCAAGGGACUGCAGCACCCCAACAUUGUGCGUUUCCAUGACUCCUGGAAGUCCACCGACAAGGGCCAGAAGUGCAUCAUUCUUGUCACUGAGCUCAUGACCUCUGGCACCCUCAAAACGUACCUGAAGCGCUUUAAGGAGAUGAAGCUGAAGCUCCUGCAGCGCUGGAGCCAUCAGAUCCUGAAGGGGCUGCACUUCCUGCACACGCGCACGCCCCCCAUCAUCCACCGUGACCUCAAGUGCGACAACAUCUUCAUCACCGGCCCCACUGGCUCUGUCAAGAUCGGAGACCUCGGCCUUGCCACGCUGAAGAGUGCCUCCUUUGCCAAAAGUGUCAUAGGAACGCCGGAAUUCAUGGCUCCGGAGAUGUACGAGGAGAAGUAUGAUGAGGCCGUGGACGUGUACGCUUUCGGAAUGUGCAUCUUGGAGAUGACCACCUCCGAGUACCCAUACUCAGAGUGCCAGAACGCCGCACAGAUCUACCGCAAAGUCACCAGCGGUAUGAAGCCAGACAGCUUCUUCAAAGUAAAAGUCCCUGAACUGAAGGAGAUCAUUGAGGGCUGCAUCCGCAUGAACAAAGAUGAAAGGUACACCAUCCAAGACCUUCUGGAACACUCGUUCUUCCAGGAAAACACGGGCGUGCGCGUGGAGCUUGCCGAGGAGGACGACUUGCACAAGGCCAGCCUCAAGCUGUGGCUGCGCAUGGACGACACCAAGAAGCUGCACGGGAAGUACAAGGACAACAACGCCAUUGAGUUCCUGUUCGAGCUCUACAAGGACGUCCCUGAGGAGGUCGCCCAGGAGAUGGUGGUGCUGGGUUUCGUGUGUGAGGCCGACUACAAGCUGGUUGCCAAAGCAAUGCGGGACCGCGUGACGGCCAUCAAGCGGCAGCGAGAACGCCAGCGUCGCCUGGCCGAGGAGCAAAAACGCCGUGACACCAUCGAAGAAGAGCCAGAGCCUCUCUCCCCGAAGCCCAUUAGCCAGCCGAUGCAGAGCCCCUCCCCCUUACCACCUCCAACCCCGCCCACACCCACACCUUCCACUCCGAUGUCACCAGACUCCGCCCUGUCCAUGAUUGGUGGGCCAGUGGACUCCGCCCUGCUUGUGGUCAGCGGGUCGGUGGACUCGGCCGUUUCCAUGGUGAACAGUUCGCUGGACUCUGGAAUGAUCGGGGGCUUCCCGCAGGAGGAGAGUGAGGAGCCAGAGGCCGACCAACACUUCCACAUCCGACAUGUCAUCUGCUCCUCAGCCAACUCGGACUGUGAGACAGACGGCUAUCUCAGUCCUUCCUGUCUCCAGGACCCCUUAGAGAUGUCCAACAGCGUCAGCAGCACCCCGACGACCCCCUACAGCCCUCAGAUUCCACUUCCUGUACCUGCCCAGUCUAUGCCAGUGCCAGGCCAUCCAAUGCCUGCCCUGCGCUUCCCUUCGAGCAUUGCGGUGUCCACUAACACGGACCGGGCUCAAUCUGGACUCAUCAGCGGCUUCAAUUCACCUGGUGACAGUUAUGCAUCUGAUGUGACCUCGGGCUUGAGUGAUGGGUACGAGGGCCAAUCAGAAAAGGCCAGCAAGACAGCCGCAAGGAAGACAGCAGCGAAGCUGUUCAGAAGGAGGGCAAGAUCCCGCCUCCGCAUUACUGGGCUGUCUGAUAAAGUAGACCGCGUUGUCGAAUGCCAACUGCAGACCCACAAUGACAAGAUGGUCACCUUCAAGUUCGACCUGGAUGGGGACAACCCAGAAGACAUUGCAGCCGUCAUGGUACACAAUGAGUUCAUCCUCCCCUCGGAGCAGGAGGGGUUUAUCCACCGCAUGUGUGACAUCAUCAAGCGGGCGGAGUCUCUGAUGGAGAAAGAGCUUGAGGAUCACGGGGCCAACCACUGCAUGAUGCGCCCCCCUUACCUGAGUGGGACCGGUGCUCUCUCCGCCUCCCAGCCGAACCUGCACAGCCACAGUCUUGCGCGGACACACUCGACCUCGUCUCUGCCCGCUGACUUUAGCACAGCGGGCGUAGGCGUCAGUGUGUGCACGUCUCCACCGUGUCAGACUCCAGACGUCAGCACUCCAGUGCGGCCCCUCUUACGCUCCCAGUCCUUUCACAACGCACCAGGCUCUCCUCAUCACUACCACCACCCCCCAGCCUCACUCUUCUCUCCAGAUCCGAUGAUGCCUCUGUCCAAGCUGGCCCACCUGCAGCAUUACCACAUGUCCGGCCUCCUGGGAAACACCCACUUCCCUUUCCCUUAUCCAAUCGGCCACCUGGAUGCCCCCAAAACCCCGCCCCCUGCUGUCCCGCCCCCUGCUGUCCCGCUCCCCUUCUCCUCCCCUCCCCCACCGCCGGCUCCCAGCUCACCCGUGCCUCCCGUCCCAGAAUCCCUUGGGGCGGUGGACGCCAGCCCCCUGUCCCCGCCGCCGACCCCGCUCCCCGUCGCCACGCCGACGAUGUGGUCGCCGCAGCACCCGCACCCGCAGUCGCUCCUGUCACUGGCCAACGUGCUGUCCAUGGCGAUGAGCAUGGCGCACUCCUUCAUGCCCGGCCCCACGCUGGCGUCUCCCCUGGCACAGGCUCUGCCCGGCGCCCUGUCCGGCUUCCACCACCACCACCACCACCACAUGUCCUCUCAGAUGGGGGGGUACCCGCACCCGCACAUGUACCCCCAGGCGCCCCCUUACCCCACAGCCACGCCUGCCGACCCGGGGUACGGAACAGAGUACCACCACCACUAUCUCCACUCCCACGAUGCCCAUGGUGGGUAUGAGUCCAUGCCAAGGGGGUACAGCCCCACCCCACCCCACUCGGUGUCCCCUAUGGCCCCCGUAGGGCACCACUCCCCUCCAGACCCCCCAACCACCACCACCCCUCUGUCCCCUCCGCAGGGGGGGUUCUACUGCCCCUCACCCCUCCCUCAGGAGACCCAUCAGGUGCACGCGCACCCGUUGCCAGGGCCACCGCAUCAGGACCGAUCAGGCUGCAUCUCUCCUUUGGCCCUGUCAUCCCCCUCGAGGACCAGUCCAGAGAGUACGAUGUCCUCGUCUAGCCUGCGAUCCCUUUCCCCGCUGGCGACGGCGGAACCAUGCGGUCCAUUGUCCGAGAGCAAAGCGUCGCAGGCAUUCGACGCAGAGCCAAAGCCAACUGUCACAGUGGGACGUUUCCAGGUCUCACCCAGUAAGGAGUUGCCAUUGAAAACCACACCCAUGCCCACACCCACUGCUUGUCCAAUCACAUCUACUGUUGACCAAACCCCGCCCCGCCCCCAGUGUAACCCCGCCCCCCGAAAUGAGCCACAAGGGUGUGCGAGGACACUCCCAUCACCUCUCAGCGCCGGCCACAACCAGCACACAUCGAUGGCGGGGUCACCCCAAAACCAGGAGCACCUCACAGGGUCUCCCCUUCUCCAGAACCUUCUAACAGGGUACCCUCAGAGCCAGGGGAGUAGAGCAACAGAUCCUCCCCAGGAUGAGCAGCUCCUGGUGGGCAGCAGCAGUGACCAGCCAGCCUCUCUGCCUCUGGAUCAAAGCCAGAUCCUUCUGGAGACCAAAGAUGAUGAGGAUGAGGAUGAUGGUGAUGAUGAUGAUGAAGAGGAGGGUGAUGGUGAAGAGGAGCAAGAUGAGGAGGAGGAGGAGGAGGAAGAGCAGGAGCAUCGGCGCCGGAGGAAGAGGGGCCGUCGGCCGGACCUGACCCUAAGCCUGCUGGGGACAUCGUUGAACAGCAGCUUCGACGGCGAGGGGGGGCGUCUGUGGGAGGACAUGGGGUCCGCAAGCCCCCAGUACCCCGCACCUCUGCACCACCUGUGGAUGAGCUACCUGCGUAACUCCUCCUACCUGAGCAGCGACGAAUCAGAGAGCGAGGUGGAGGGGGUCUGGGAGGAGCUUCAGGAGCUCAGAGAGAAACACAUGGGUGAGGUGCAGUCCCUGCAGUCGGCUCAGAAGCGGGAGAUUGAGGAGCUGUAUGAGCGGAUGGGGAAGGUGCCCCCUCCCGGGAUCGUCUCGCCGGCCGCCAUGUUGUCCAGUCGCCAGUGGCGCCUCUCCAAAGGGGGCGGCUACCCGCCCUCACGACGCAAUAGCCUCCAGAGGCUGGACAUCCUGCCACUGACAGGCAUGGUCAGGAAGAGCUCUCUGAGCGGCAGCAGCACAAGCAGCACCACCACCAGCGGCAGCGGCGGCAGUCGAAGCUCGUCCCAGGAGCGCCCUGGCAAGGUCGUGACCUUUGCCCCCGACUUCACCCGCAUGUAAGAGUGGAGCCUCGUGCACAAUUAGAAUGGACUACCUCAGCAUCCAGAGCAUCCGCACUCCCAUGAGUCUGUGCACCAGCGCUGGAGGAAGUGAUGUCAUACCUACGUAGGAGGAAGUGGUAUCCACAGCAAUGCUUAUGUGUUUUAUUUUUUUUUUGUCUCGUUCUCCUCUGGACCAGUCGCCCUCACUGCUACAGAUGGACGCUUGUCAAGUCCAACUCAAGCCCAAGCCCCUCCCCCUCUCCUUGUGGCAUGUCUCACACACAUGAAGUAUGAAGUUAAUGGAGGACCCAAAGAGUUCAGAGGUCAACCAGAGGAUAAACCAUGCAACGCAAUCAUGUGCUUGAGCUGCACACAAAGGCCUGGAUGUAGUCAAUCCUGCAGAAAGAAUAGCUCUAGAAUGGGCUUUACUUCACAAACCAAACAUUCUUCCAAAAACAGAGGCAGCCCUGUGUGUGUGUGUUUGUGUGUGUGUGUGUGUUUCUCCUGCAAUCUCCUACUAAGUUGUUGGGAGAUAGAGAGAAUGUGUAUCUUCCUAAGGCUCUCGACAUUGUUCAAGGUCUCCUGUAGUUUCUUUGCACUUUCAAGCCUGUGAAUAAUGAUGUUCAAUGAUCAGGCAUGUUUCAUUCUAUGUGUCAUUGUGUGUGUGUGUGUGUGUGUGUGUGUGUGUGAGUGUGUGUGUGUGAGAGAGAGAGAGAGAGAAAGAGAGUAGACAAAGGGAGAAAACCUAGUCUAUCAGCAGAUAACAAUCAUUUGUACUUUUACUGUUUUGCUUAUAGUUUUGCUGUAGAAUCAGUGAAUGAAUCCAACAGCAAAGAAGUGAUAUUCGAUCAACCGCAUACUGGUGUAUAUUUGAGAUGGGUGUUGCUUGUAGAAGUCAUAUAUACAAGGAGUAAGCAUCCAGAUAUCAUGUUUCUUUCGUCUUCUUGAGACAUAUAUUCUAUUUUGAUUAAUGUCAUUGUUAUUUUUUGCAUAGUGCAAAGUUGAUGAAUGAUUACAUUGUUCAUAAAUGUACAUAUUUCUUACCGCAUGACAUAUAAAUAGAGGCACUAUUUGCAAAAUGUCACUGACCUUCUGUCACUGUUUCAACAGUGCUCACUUUGCAAUCUGAAAGUAAUUUUCGAUCAAAUCUUUUCAAUACAAAAGUAGGAAAUUGUCUUCAGUAUUAAUAUAUGGAAAACAAAUGUCAUAACUGCUUACCAUAUUGCACAUGCUUAGAAGAGAAUGAUUACAUCCAGAUGUGCAAUCAAUAUUCAAAAAUAAUGGAUCAAUUGGAGAAACCAUGCACCUUCGCACUUUGGGAUAAAUCAACUGCCUUUCCACACUACCAGAAAAUCAGCAUGGUUAAUGUCUGACACAGCUAAAGAAUGAGAUGGGGUAUGUUGAAUAGAUGCAGGGGUAACCAUCUUUGUGUAGAGAGUCUGCUUUUGUCUUCAAAGAGAAGAUUCUGAACCCUCAGAACCAACUCUGAUUGGCUAUGGAUCAGGAUGGAAUCUUGAAUCUGGAAUUAGCGUCUAUGGGUAGAGAACAUGUGCAGUAUCCCUCAAGUCACUCGUUCUUUAAAACAAUCUCAUCUUCAGUCUUCUUCUGAUUUGCAAGAUUUCAGUUACAUACGCAGUGUCACUUUGAGCCUUUCAUAUCUAUGGGUCAUUGUGACUCCUUUCUGACUGCAAGCAUCUAAUGCAUAGGUAUUUGUAAAGUAUUUCUUAAUACUAUCAAAAGGGGCUAAAUAAUCUGUAUUAUGCUGAAAAUAAUUUGUUUAUCCGGCCUUGGUGACAAGCUCAGAGACAAUAAACUAAAAUGUGUUCUGAUUCACAGUGAAUUUUCAGUUAAGGAUGAUUUUUGCCUGGUGUGCUGCUGGCUGUACACUGUAGCUGUAUAGAAGUUAUUGUGUUGACUAGGGAUGCACCGAUAUCGAUGUGUAAAAUAACCUUUAGUACAGUGGAAACAAAAACAUGUAAAAAAAAAAUCCGUUCUUUCAAGCCACACAUUUACCUAGUGCAGAAUUGAUGGAACAUGACUGAUAAACAUCAGCCACUGCCAGUGGUAAUUGUCAUAAAUUUGCCGAUAUCAGUCAACAGGGCCGAUGUUGGCCGAUAUAUUGAUGCAUCCCUAGUUUUGACUUUCAUGUUUGAAGUUGCUUUCAGGACACAUUGCACCUUUGCAAGACAGAAUCCCCGGAGUUGAGCCACAUACACACACACACCAAAACACUGUGGAUUAGAUAGAUGACAGGUAACUCUAGACCGAGUUGGGGCCUGGUACAUGACAAAUCUGCUUCACAUCAAUUGCAUUCUGCAUUGCCUGGUUGUGUACAGUAGCUUGUCUGAAUGUAAUAUCCAAAAACAACAACAAUAAUGAGUCGGAUGUAUUACAAAGCUGUGAAUCUUCAAUAAUUGCCUUGUGAAACGCACACACUGAGAAAUACUUUAAAGAUUGUAUUCAUAGCAGACGAAGAUUAUAUAUAUUAUAUAUUUUUAGAGCAAAAAUGUGAUGGGAAUAUUAGCAUAUGAUUGGUGAUUGUGAUGCUUUUGAUUGCAAAGCUGCUAGCAAUAUUGUCACGCUAACUCUGUGCCUUUCCUCAUUUUUGAAUACUUAGUAACUCUUAAUAUUUGUACAGAUAAUAAACAUUUGAGUUCAA